Phaedon cochleariae (mustard beetle) is the source of this 2113-nucleotide messenger RNA. The record is from the annotation of a GenBank genome assembly. NCBI's taxonomy places the organism in Eukaryota, Metazoa, Arthropoda, Insecta, Coleoptera, Chrysomelidae.
AAAGUCCUACACUAUUUUCUAGCAAGUAGUAGUAGUAGUAGUAGUAGUAGUAGUGGUAGUAGCUGAUGACUUCUUGAAGUAUAUCUUGGAUAGACAUAACCAAUUUACAAAAACUGAUAAUGUCUUCUCUUGGUGAAAACUCGAUUUUGGACGUUUCUGAAGUAGGCAUAUCCAUGCAACGUUUCGGAAAGUUCGAGUACAUCACUUUCAUAUCAAUGCUGGCGAUAUGUUUAUUGGUGGGACUGUAUUUUGGAAUUUGCAAAAAAUCACAAACAGCCCAAGAUUACUUGGUAGCUAGCAGAUCCAUGGGUGUGAUACCCAUAGCAAUGUCACUACUAGCAAGCUGGGUUAGUGGAAUAUCUCUGUUAGGGAUCCCCACAGAGAUCUACGUUUAUGGAAUCCAAUACAGCAAUAUUAUCGGAGGAUUUCUCAUCUCAACUUUAUUGAUGGCUUACAUAUAUCUUCCAGUGUUUCAAGGCCUACAACUGACUUCAACUUACGAGUACCACGAGAGGAGAUUCAAUAAGAAAGUGAGACUAUUUGGAUCAGUCUUGUUCACAAUCAAAAUGAUAUCAUGGUUACCUUUGGUUAUCUACGUUCCAGCUCUUGCUUUCAACCAAGUUACUGGUAUCAAUGUUCACCUUAUUACACCAAUUGUUUGUGUAUUUUGCAUCUUGUACACUUCGAUGGGUGGGAUGAAAGGGGUAGUAUGGACAGACGUUAUCCAAUUAAUAGUUAUGUUUGGGGCAUUGAUAUUAGUAGUGAUAAAAGGAACUAUUGAUGUUGGUGGAAUCAAAAAAGUCUUCCAAAGGAACUGGGAUAGUGAUAGAAUUGAACCGCCAAAUUUUGAUUUAGAUCCUAUGGCAAGGCAUACCAUUUGGGCUUUGGUGAUUGGAGGGACUUUUUACACCGUCCAAACCGCUGGUGUGAAUCAGAACAUGAUACAAAGAUAUCUGUCGCUACCUUCUCUAGAAGCAGGAAAGAGGGCUUUAUGGACAUUCUUUUUUGGUAUCAUAAUAUUGAUAGCACUCUGUACAUAUUGUGGACUUCUCAUAUACGCGACAUUCUAUAACUGUGAUCCUCUGACAACAACGUUAGCUCGGGAAAAGGAUCAACUCCUACCUCUCUUGGUGAUGGAAAUUUUGGGGGACAUUCCUGGUCUAGCGGGAAUAUUUUUAGCAGGAAUAUUCAGUGCAGCUCUCAGUUCGUUAUCAACAGCCCUUAAUGCGAUGGCAGCAAUAGUGCUCGAAGACUUCUAUAAACCAUUCUUCAAAAAGCAACUUAGCGAUAAAGAGGAGUCCUAUCUGAUGAAAUCUACUGUAGUCCUCACUGGUGCUGUAUGUAUUGGUCUAGUAUUUGUUGUGGAAAAACUAGGAGCAGUCCUUCAACUGAGUAUGAGCAUUGGUUCAAUCGCCAAUGGUCCUUCUCUAGGGGUAUCGACAAUGGGAAUUCUUCUACCAUGGGUUAAUUCAGAAGGUGCUCUGGUUGGCGGCAUAACAUCUCUAAUUUUCAUGUGUUGGCUAUGUUUGAAGACCCAGAGCCUAAUAACAUCUGGUGACUUGACUUUUGCAGAAAAAUCAGUAUCUACAUAUGGCUGUCACUACCAUUUCACACCAAGAAAUCUCAAUAACAUCACUCAUGCCGAUGAGCAGUUCAUGAUAUAUAGACUAUCAUAUCUUUGGUAUUGUCUUAUUGGUGUGCUGGUGUCGAUGGUGGUGGGUUUAUCGGUGAGUUUCCUGACGAAACCUACAGACCCAAGAGAUGUGGACCCAAAGCUAUUAGCACCUUUUGUGAGGAAGCUCAUCAAACCCAGACAAUAUCCCAAUCAACCAGAUGAUGGAAUAAUUUACGCUUUCGGAGCACCAAAUGAUGAAAACGUUGAAUCAAGUAGCAAUAUGAGAAACAAGGAGGUUAUACCUAUGAUGAAGACUUGCUAGCAAAAACAUUUUGUGAUUCGACAUAUUUUAAAUUUUUCAAAUUUCAUUCAUUGUUUAGAAUUACAUAAUUAUAAUGUUCACCCAUCCAUAUUACCGCUUCGAUUGCAUCGUUACUUGGUAUAAUUGAAUUUUUCUGAGGCACCAAUGAAUACUUCAAGAUACAUGUUCGAUUAUAA